AUGUCGAACUUGGGUAGAAAUGCUAAGUUCAUUAGCUCCAAUAUUCUUGGUCGUAAGAGAGCUGUUGUUGAAAAUAUCAUUGACGAAAGAGAAGACGACGAUUACAUCGAACCUAUAAUGAAAGAACUGGAAACUGAGACUACAACUGACCGUGAACAGACGUUGCACGAUUGUAUGGAAUUAUUCAAUUCUAAAGACAAGAAAGAUGCUACUUUGAAUAGAGAUUUUCUUAAGAUGUAUCUUAAUUUGGCAUUUUCAUCCAAGUUGCCUCCACAAUUGACGCCAUUGGAUGCUUCCCAACCUUGGAUGCUAUACUGGAUAUCCAAUUCAUUGAAGGCGUUAAAUCCAGAGUGGUUAACAGAUGAUUUUAAGAGAUCUUUAGCGCAGAAACUGUUUAAAUUGGUAGAAUCAGAUAAUAGCUGUGGUGGUCCAUUUGGUGGUGGUGUUGGCCAAUUACCUCAUAUGGCUGGAAGUUUUGCAGCAAUUAAUUCCUUAGUUGUUUGUGAUAACAUUGAUGGUUGUUGGGAUAAGGUAGAUAGAAAGGCCAUCUAUAAAUGGUUGAUGGAACUGAAGCAACCAGAUGGUGGAUUCAAAACGUGUCUAGAAGUCGGUGAAACAGAUACUAGGGGUGUUUAUUGUGCAUUAGAAGUUGCUUCAUUAUUAAAUCUAAUGACUGUUGAAUUGACAGAGGGGGUCGUUGAAUAUCUGGUUAAAUGUCAGACCUAUGAAGGUGGAUUCGGUGGAUGCUCUCAUGAGGAUGAAGCACACGGUGGUUAUACUUUCUGUGCUGUCGCAAGUUUGGCAAUCCUUGACAAGCUAGAUGAAAUUAAUAUGGAGAAAUUGAUGGAAUGGUGUAGUAUGCGCCAAUAUAACGAGGAAAGAGGGUUAUGUGGUAGAAGUAACAAACUAGUUGAUGGAUGCUAUAGUUAUUGGGUUGGGGCAACAGCUGCUAUCUUGGAAGCUGCUGGAUAUGGGAACUGUAUUAAUAAAAAGUACUUGAGAGAGUAUAUCCUAUAUUGUUGUCAGUCAGAGAAGGAACCAGGACUAAGAGAUAAACCUGGAAAGCAUCCUGAUUUCUAUCACACAAUGUACAAUCUAUAUGGCUUGGCUAUCACAGAAAGUAAAUUCUACACACCAUCUGGAAACUUUGCGGAAAAUGUAACGUCUACUCCCGUCGACGCAUCCUUGUUGCCAUCAGCACCCUCUGGAAUCUGUCCUAUGAACCCUGUAUAUGGGCUUCCGACAAAGGAUGCCAAAGCCUUUUUCAAUCAUUUUAGGUAA
Molecule: messenger RNA, 1281 nt
Organism: Naumovozyma castellii
Lineage: Eukaryota; Fungi; Ascomycota; Saccharomycetes; Saccharomycetales; Saccharomycetaceae
Gene: RAM1
Product: protein farnesyltransferase
Exons: 1
Coding region: 1-1281 (426 amino acids)
Source: RefSeq, a predicted model, not a curated record